GAAUCCGUAUGCAAAUCGGCCAUGUGACGGCAAAAGCCGCCUGGCCCAGCCCUGUUCCUCAGUCCAUAUAUGGGCAGCGACGUCACGGCAUUGAAGACCUGCCCAUAAAUACUUAGAGCAACACUUUCCGUCUAACCGAGAGAGCAGCAAUUGAUUAAUAGCUCGGCGAGGGGACACACUGACUGUUAUAAUAACACUACACCAGCAAUUCCUGGCUUUCCAACAGCCGGAACACGGACAGGAGAGAGUCAGUGGCAAACAGCCGUUUUUCUUCUUUCUUAAAAAAAAAUACAGCAACUUGUUUGCUAGUUUUAUUUCUGUUGGAUAUUUUUCUUUUCUUUUUAGUGGUGGUUGUUUCUAAGUGUGGAGGGCAAAAGGAGAUACCAAUCCAGGCUCAGUCCUAUCCCUCUCCAAAACGGCUUCUCUGACACUCCAGGUAGCGAGGGAGUUGGGUCUCCAGGUUGUGCGAGGAGCAAAUGAUGACCGCCAAGGCCGUAGACAAAAUCCCAGUAACUCUCAGUGGUUUUGUGCACCAGCUGUCUGACAACAUCUACCCGGUGGAGGACCUCGCCCCCACGUCGGUGACCAUCUUCCCUAAUGCCGAACUGGGAGGCCCCUUUGACCAGAUGAACGGAGUGGCCGGAGAUGGCAUGAUCAACAUUGACAUGACUGGAGAGAAGAGGUCCUUGGAUCUCCCAUAUCCUAGCAGCUUUGCUCCUGUCUCUACACCCAGAAACCAGACCUUCACUUACAUGGGCAAGUUCUCCAUUGACCCCCAGUACCCUGGCGCCAGCUGCUAUCCAGAAGGCAUCAUCAAUAUUGUGAGUGCAGGCAUCCUGCAAGGGGUCACUUCCCCAGCUUCGACCACAGCCUCGUCCAGCGUCACCUCGGCCUCCCCCAACCCAUUGGCCACAGGACCCCUGGGUGUGUGCACCAUGUCCCAGAACCAGCCUGACCUGGACCACCUCUACUCUCCGCCACCACCUCCUCCUCCUUAUUCUGGCUGUGCAGGAGAUCUCUACCAGGACCCCUCGGCGUUCUUGUCCGCUGCUACCACCUCCACUUCUUCUUCUUUGGUCUACCCACCGCCUCCUUCCUACCCAUCUCCAAAGCCAGCCACGGACCCAGGUCUCUUCCCCAUGAUUCCAGACUAUCCAGGAUUUUUCCCACCUCAGUGCCAGAGAGACCUACAUGGUACAGCUGGCCCAGAUCGCAAGCCCUUUCCUUGUCCCCUGGACUCCCUGCGGGUUCCCCCUCCACUCACUCCACUCUCUACCAUCCGUAACUUUACCCUGGGGGGACCCAGUGCUGGGGUCACAGGACCAGGGGCCACUGGAGGCAAUGAGGGACCUCGGCUGCCUGGCAGCAGCUCUGCAGCAGCCGCUGCUGCUACCUAUAACCCACAUCACCUGCCACUGCGGCCCAUCCUGAGGCCUCGCAAGUACCCUAACAGACCAAGCAAGACGCCAGUGCAUGAGAGGCCUUACCCAUGCCCAGCAGAAGGCUGUGACAGGCGGUUCUCCCGUUCUGACGAGUUGACAAGGCACAUCAGGAUCCAUACAGGGCAUAAGCCCUUCCAGUGUCGGAUUUGCAUGCGAAACUUCAGCCGAAGCGACCACCUCACUACUCACAUUCGCACCCAUACGGGUGAGAAGCCCUUUGCCUGUGACUACUGUGGCCGCAAGUUUGCCCGGAGUGAUGAAAGGAAGCGCCACACCAAGAUACACCUGAGACAGAAAGAACGGAAAAGCAGUGCCCCCUCCUCAUCAGUGCCAGUCCCCUCCACUGCCUCCUGCACUGGGGGCUCACAGGCUGGGGGCAGUCUGUGCAGCAGCAACAGCACUAUUGGUGGAGGGCCACUGGCCCCUUGUUCUUCUCGGACCCGGACACCUUGAGACUGAAGCUGACAACAUCAGUUCCUCCAGGCCCUGGAGGCCCUUUGUCCAUUCCAGCUGCACGACAAACACUACCACCUUUCCCUGCUCCUCCCUUCUUUUGUUGGGCAAAGGGCUUCAGUGGAGCUCAGCCCUGCUCCUCCUUCCUCUUAGAAGUGAGUCCUUCCUAAAACAGCCUAUCUUAGUGUCUCUAGUUGACUUAUCACCCCAAGGCAAUGGGGAGGCUCAGAACGGGGUUGGGUGUGGACCCCUGGCCUUGAGGGCUGAGGUCCAACUCUGCUUUUAAAGGGUUCUUUGACUAGAAGGGUUUUGUCUCCCUUCCAUUUAUUUUGACCCAUGACAGGUUUUUGAUCCUGGAUGUCACAGUUGAUCUGAGACUUUUUCUACAGUAGGUUGAGAGAUGCUGAUCUCUUCAAAUGGGGACAGCAAGAAGACAAGCAAAACUGAUGUGCACUUUAUGGCUUGGGACUGAUUUGGGGGAUGCUGUACAGUGAGCAAAACAUGGCCUUUGUGCUGCAUUUGGUGGCCAUAGAACAGCCAAUCAAAGCUUAUCUAGUCAUCUCAACCCUUUAAGCAAUAUGUAUUAUAAACUCAGAGAACAGAAGUGCAAUGUGAUGGGAGGGACAUAGCAAUAUCUGCUCCUGUUUGAGUUGAAAAUGUAGACUAUUUUUUCAGCGUAUAUCCACUCAGAUUUUGUGUAUUUUUGAUGUGCACUGUUCUCCAAGUUCUGAACCUUUGGGAAAAAAAUGUAGAUUUAUGAUCUCUUGAAAUGAGUCAGAGAUUAACUUAUUUAAAGAGGGAUGUACAUAUAUUCUCUAAAACUAGGAUGCAUGCAAUUGUGUUGGAAGUGUCCUUGGUGCCUUGUGUGAUGUAGACAAUGUUACAGGGUCUGCAUGUAAAUGGGUUGCCUUACUAUGGAAAAAAAAAAUUCACUCCCUGGGUUAAGUAUGGCUGUAUAUUUCUGCCUAUUAAUAUUUGGAAUUUUUUUUUAGAAAGUAUAUUUUUGUAUGCUCUGUUUUGUGACUUAAAAGUGUUACCUUUGUAGUCAAAUUUCAGAUGAGAAUGUAAAUAAUGUUACCAGAGCCAAUUUGUUUGGUUAUUAGCUCUUAAUAGUUGUGGAAAAU
This is a messenger RNA of Fukomys damarensis (Damara mole-rat), 3019 nucleotides long. RefSeq names its product early growth response 2 (gene Egr2). Gene Ontology annotation, molecular function: DNA-binding transcription factor activity, RNA polymerase II-specific; RNA polymerase II cis-regulatory region sequence-specific DNA binding. The transcript is spliced from 2 exons. Gene Ontology annotation, biological process: regulation of transcription by RNA polymerase II. The record is from RefSeq and is a predicted model, not a curated record. Lineage: Eukaryota; Metazoa; Chordata; Mammalia; Rodentia; Bathyergidae. Bases 477 to 1895 code for a protein of 472 amino acids.